AUGUUGAGGCAGGGGCUCCUCUUGCCAAAUCCUGCAGGCCCGAGGCGUUUCUUUCGGCGACUAGACGCGACUGGGGGAGUGGAUGCCUUGGUGCAGGAGCUGACGCAGCGCUUGGAGAAUGCGGUAUGGGGCUUGAAGGGGAGAUCCUUGGACCCAACAUUGGGCCGCGUGUGUUCUUUCAUUGAGCCGGGAGGUUUUAUCCAUGAGCAUCGUGACCGCUACAUUGCUCAAUCAGGAGAUGAUGCACAUCUGCGGGCAAACAUUGUCGUGCAGAUAGAGGAGCUCGAGCCCCGGCUGGACAAAGGUCACGUCCAGUCCGUGGUGACGGAGAAAUGGCAAGUUCCUGUCCAGAACAGAGACGCAUGGGUCUUCUUCGCUUCUCGAGAACUGCAUGAGCGUGCCUUCCAGCUUCACGCUGCGGACAUGAGAUCAUUGAGCGCCAAAAAGAGUGCGUUGGCUCGAGUUGGCCUGCGCAUCAAGAGCGCCCCACUCACAGUCCUGAUCUGCCAUGGCAAGCACCGGGGUCAGUGGCUGAAGGGCAAAUUGGCAUCACUUGAGGACUUCAUCUCGAUGCAGAACGAGGAGUUGGCGGCGCAAAGGCAAGAGAUUGAAAGUCUCCGAAAUGACAAGACUGGGAUAGAAGAGCACUACCAGGCCCAGCUUCAGGAGCUGAAGAAGACCAUGGUGGGUGACGUUCAGAGGCUGCAAGACGAGGUAAAAAGACACUUCGGUCAGCAGAAGGCAGAGAAUGCCCGUCUGCAGCAGCAAAUCACAACCCUGAAGGGGGAGAAGACCUCGCUUCAACAGCAGAUCCUAGGUCUGCAGCGGCGCAUACAAGAGAUUGAGGAGCAGGUUGGCUGCGACUGA
Molecule: messenger RNA, 867 nt
Organism: Symbiodinium pilosum
Lineage: Eukaryota; Dinophyceae; Suessiales; Symbiodiniaceae
Source: the annotation of a GenBank genome assembly